GAGAACCGCCAAAUUCGUCAUUGAUUUUUUUACCCAAACGAGUCCAAGUCGAGACGUCCGCUGGCGCAGCCAUGGCGUCCGCCGAAACCCUAGCUCGCUCCCCCUCGCGCGAGCCCUCCUCAGAUCCGCCCCAGGCCGUCUCGUCGGAGCCCCCGCGCGACCCCUCCUCCGAACCUCACGGCAACUGCGACGGCUCCGGCGCGGGCGCUGGGGACUCCUCCUCCCGCCGCCGCCGCCGCAGCCGCUGGGAACAGUCCAACGACGACUCAGCCGCCAACAACUCCGGCGGCGAGGGCGGGUCCGGGGCCCGGAAGCGCAAGACGAGGUGGGCCGAGGAGGAGCCGCGCGCGGCCAUCGCGCUCCCGGACUUCAUGAAGGACUUUGCCGCCGAGAUGGAUCCCGAGGUUCACGCCCUCAACGCGCGCCUCCUCGAGAUCUCGCGCCUGCUACAGUCGGGUCUCCCGCUCGACGACCGCCCCGAGGGUGCGCGCUCGCCGUCGCCCGAGCCCGUCUACGACAACCUCGGCAUACGCAUCAACACCCGCGAGUACCGCGCCCGCGAGCGCCUCAACCGCGAGAGGCAGGAGAUAAUCUCCCAGCUCAUCCGCCGCAACCCCGCCUUCAAGCCCCCCUCCGAUUACCGCCCGCCCAAGCUCCAGAAGAAGCUCUACAUCCCCAUGAAGGAGUACCCAGGGUACAAUUUCAUUGGGCUCAUCAUUGGCCCGCGGGGCAACACGCAGAAGCGGAUGGAGAAGGAGACUGGUGCGAAGAUCGUCAUCAGGGGGAAGGGUAGUGUCAAAGAAGGGAAGCUGUUGCAGAAGAGGGAUCUCAAGCCAGAUCCCAGCGAGAAUGAGGACCUCCAUGUGCUUGUUGAGGCAGAGACUCAAGAGGCGUUGGAUGCAGCUGCUGGGAUGGUGGAGAAGCUGCUAACCCCAGUUGAUGAGGUGCUGAACGAGCACAAGCGGCAGCAGCUCCGAGAGCUUGCGGCGCUCAAUGGGACAAUUAGGGACGAUGAGUUCUGUAGGACAUGUGGGGAGCCUGGUCACAGGCAGUAUGCUUGCCCCAAUAAGAUGUCCACGUUUAAGAGUGAUGUGCAGUGCAAAAUCUGUGGUGAUGGUGGGCACCCAACAAUUGAUUGUCCAGUCAAGGGAACAGCGGGGAAGAAGAUGGAUGAUGAAUAUCAAAAUUUCCUGGCUGAGCUUGGUGGUGGGAGUGCACCCGAGUCCAUGACAAAAUCUGGUGGUCCGAUGUUGGCUCUUACAGGAGGUGGUGGUAGUGGUGGUGCUUCUGCUGGUAGUGGGAAUAACCCGCCUUGGUCUGCUGCAGGUGGUGGUGGUGCGGCUGCCACUGGGGCCAAUGGUAUUAAGAAGGACUAUGACGAGACAAAUCUGUAUAUCGGGUACUUGCCACCUACAAUGGAUGAUGCAGGAUUGAUCAGUCUGUUUUCACAAUUUGGGGAUAUUGUUAUGGCUAAGGUGAUCAAGGAUCGAAACACUGGGCAUAGCAAGGGAUAUGGAUUUGUAAAGUAUUCAGAUGUCUCACAGGCUAAUGCUGCGAUUGCUGCAAUGAAUGGCCACCAUCUCGAAGGUAGAGUUAUUGCAGUUAGAGUUGCAGGCAAGCCUCCACAGCCGGCACCGGCAGUUUCAGCACUACCGUCAUAUCCUCCUACAGAUCCUGCUUCUGGUGGCUAUUCCUCCCAAUCCUACAUGGGGGCACCUCAUCCUCCUCCACCAGGGAGUUAUGCUCCAGUUCCAUGGGGGCACCCACCACCAUAUGCUUCAUAUCCUCCGCCACCACCAGUCUCUAGUGUAUACAAUCCUGCACCCCCUGCACCAGGUCAGACAACCCCACCUCCAUAUGGUGUGCAGUAUCCUCCACCACCACCACCCCCAGCAGCUCCAAUCCCUCCACCAGGCACUGCUCCAUCAAGUGAUGGAGCUCAGAAUUAUCCCCCUGGUGUAACACCACCGAGUUCUGGAGCACCCACUCACACUGCCCCAACUCCAGUAUAUGCAUCCUCUGGCGCACCAAAUGCACCACCAAUGUACCCUCCACCACCUUAUAGUUAUUCCCCAUACUAUCCUACAUUUCAGCCACCACCUCCACCACCACCAGCUAGUGUUGAUCCCUCUCAGAGUAUUGCAACUGCACCUUGGGCCACCCACAGUACAGUGCCGCCACCUCCACCACCUUUGUCCACCACCGACCAGCCAGCUUCCUAUGGUGCUGAUGCAGAGUAUGACAAGUUUAUGUCAGAGAUAAAGUGAUAUGAGCAGAUAUGAGCCAAGCUUGGGUGAUUUCUUUCCAACGAAAGGCGAAAGCCUGGGAAAUAUGGAAGCAAAGAAAUGGUUACAUCUUUAGAAACAAAAUUCCUAGUUUUCAAGCUUGGAAGACUUGCUUCAUCGAUACCAUUAAAUGGCAGUUGCUUAGGUGUAAAGAAUCAGAGCAUUCUGUAGUGCUAGCGUGGCUAGAUUCAAUUUAGUUUCCUUCCUUUUUUCAUUCAAUCCCCUCCCUCUUUCUCUCGGUUUGUACAGUUUCUAACCCUAACUUGUAUUCUUUCCUUUUUUAAUAUAUAUUUUUUUACCACAGUAGGGGUUUUCCCCUACUGUUUUCCCCUUCAAAAAAAAACAUUUCGUUCGACUUAAUGAGUUUGCACUACAAUAAUUCUUAGUCUCGACAUGGUGUGAACUAAUUAUGCAGGAUGAAUUUGUGCAAGAUUUUUACUCUUUUUGUUUAUAAGGAUAAUUUUUUUGAGAUGUAGGGUUUUAUUAAACCAAGUUGCCCCUGAUGUUUAUAAUGAAGCUAGGACUGACAUGCUCAUUGCUUGUCUAGGAUGGUAGGAAGUCAGUAAAACUCUUUGCAAGACAAUAUUCAGUUUUGAUAAGAUAUGAUAUUUCAAUUUUUUUUAUUGAGAAAGGAACACCUGAAUAUUUUGGCAGGACUUUCUCAUGCACUGUAGUUUAUAAACAUAAGUAAAUUUCAGUAGAUUAUAUGCUUGCAUUAUGCUUUGCCCCUCUGUGCAAUGAUUUACUAACUAGACCUCACCUUUUCUAUGUUGUCUCAACUUUUUUUGACAGGCUUGAUCUUUCUUGGAGCUUAUACCGACCUGAUUUAUUUCUUGUUGGAAGUUUGGGACUCACAUCUUAACCUUGCUGUGUGCUGUUGUGACCAUUGCAGAGGUUGCAUGCUUAAGAAAGUAUGGCACACUACUUCAGCAGGCAUCGGAAUAUUUUCCUUCUCAUUUGGGAGCUGUUUUAUGGAACCUUUUACUAAUGCGUUUGUUAUGAUAUUUCUUGUCAUUAUUUGAGAUUACCAUAUGAUGUCACUUAAUGCUCUAUUGUUUGAUUACCCUUAUAAGUGCUAUUCUUACUUUAUUGUUUGUAUAUUUUGUUCUUCUUCGCCUUGAUUUGGUAAGUGCUAGCAGUCCUCAACAUCAGGAGCAGAAAAGCUUGCUGCCCCUUACUGGUUGAUAUGACUUAGAAAUGCAUGUUUGACAUCUGAUGAAUCUGUCAAGCUUUCAUCUUACGCCUUUGCCUAAGUUGUUUGGCAGUUCUCGUGACAGAUUGGCACAGGCAGGCAGAGUUUUUAGCACUUGAUGAAUAUCAGGUAUAAUGGAGAUGCUGUCAAUUGUACUGUGGAACCUAACGUUUUCAAUGUGGCUUCUUUACAUUUCCUACUGACAAACACAGUAAUGAGUUUCUCACUGUUGGUAGAUGUGUGCAUGAGGGUACCAAAGCAUUACAUACCAUGCCGGAAUCUUUGGCGCAGAACUUGCCUAUAUUUUUUAUAUUGCUAAUGUUCUUAACAUUGUUGGAGUUUUUGUGCGGUUCAAGUAGGACAUGCCGGCAUGCAGGAUGUAGUCUGGAGUCUAUGCUCAAGAUGCAUACUGUCACAAUGAUAUUUGUGGGCUCAUCUGAAGGUUUGGAAGGUAGCUAGCUGUGAUUAGUUUUUUUUCCCCUAGAUGUAUAGGAAAGAAGUAGGAUAUUACCAUAUUAGGAAUGUGAUGGUUAGUCAUCACAACCAACAGUAGCUACAUUUACAUCACGUUGCAGUUAUGCCAUCUACCUGGCUUUGCUGGCAUUGUUUUGUAGGUGUUAUCUGCUCUAUUUUUCCCUGUCCUAUCAAAGUCUUCUUUUUUCCAGUGUGCUUUAGAUGGAAAGAUGUAAGGAUUGAUGGUAUCUUUUUUUCCUAUAUGUCUCUUCUGCUCUGCC
Messenger RNA from Panicum virgatum (switchgrass), 4211 nucleotides. Its product is annotated as splicing factor-like protein 1. Gene Ontology annotation, molecular function: mRNA binding; zinc ion binding. Gene Ontology annotation, biological process: regulation of mRNA splicing, via spliceosome. Gene Ontology annotation, cellular component: nucleus. The record is from RefSeq and is a predicted model, not a curated record. The transcript is spliced from 2 exons. Bases 72 to 2267 code for a protein of 731 amino acids. NCBI's taxonomy places the organism in Eukaryota, Viridiplantae, Streptophyta, Magnoliopsida, Poales, Poaceae.